Messenger RNA from Etheostoma spectabile (orangethroat darter), 6505 nucleotides. It is a transcript of the gene syt16, whose product is annotated as synaptotagmin XVI. The coding region runs from base 330 to 2027 and encodes 565 amino acids. The transcript is spliced from 8 exons. Gene Ontology annotation, molecular function: phospholipid binding. The record is from RefSeq and is a predicted model, not a curated record. Lineage: Eukaryota; Metazoa; Chordata; Actinopteri; Perciformes; Percidae.
AUGCCAAUGAACCAGCGCUCGUUUUUCUCCCAUCCCAGAAUGCUGUGCGGAUUGUGGCAAUGCCAGACUAGCAUAUAGCAUAUAUUUGACUUGUUUAGCUGUUUUUAUUCUCUCUACCUAUGUGGAAUAAAUUACCAAAGUGUUAGUUAAUCAAAAGUGAUAUAUAUGAACGACGAGAAACCGCUAGAAGGGAAAACACCUGAAGGCGUCACCUUUCGCCGCUGUGUGGUGCAGAUUUGCGGGUCUGGAGGAUGAGGAGCGGCGGGGAUGCUGCUGCCUCUGCGCCGCGGAUCUCACACUCGGUAGUCUGAAGGGAAACAACCGGAGCCAUGGCCUCGGACAACUGUCUGUUUGUGUGGUCUGAUCAGUGUGUCAUUGUGUGUCCCCUCUCCCUCCUCCUGCCAGUCCCCCCACAGGCCAUCGGCUUCCUGUCGGCGGUGGGCGUCUUCAUCGUGGCGUUGGCCGUCCUCUUUCUCUUCAUCAACAAGAAGCUGUGUUUCGCACGCGUCGGUGGAAUGCCCUGUCUGGAGCAACAUGGCCGCCGGAAGAAAGGACGACAGGAAAUCCGCCAGGGCCUCGUGAGCAGCUACGGUGACGAUGAUGAUGUUGACGAAGGCAGCAGCUCUUCUGACAGUGAAGCGGAGGUCCUGAAGCAGUUUGAGAUCUCCGUGUCACGCUCGCAGACUUUCCGUACCCCAGCAGCAGCAGACAGCAGCGAGCAGCAGCAGACGCAGCUGUCGCUGGGCCGACGCCACAAAUUCACCCGCCUGUCGGACCAGGAGGAGGGCAGCACCGAGCCGUCAGACUGUGAAGAAAUGGAGGCUCAGAGCCAGCAGCGGGGGUUCCAGGACCCGCUGUCUGCGGCGGUAGAGGAGAGCGAGAGGGGGGCGGCGGCGGCCUCGCCCAACAAACCUGCUGCUGCACUGAAAGCAUCAAGCGCCAGGGGCAGUCCCACCCCGAGUAUGAACCGGCAGGCCGCAGAUGGCAGGGAGGACACGGAGAAGGCUGCGAAUUACAAAAAAACCCACGCCGCGGACAGCGCCUCCACCUGGAGCCCCGAGGAGCCGCCUCCCCAGGAUGAUGUCUCGCCUCUGCCAACGUGCUCUUCCCCCCGACCCCCCAUCUCUAAAUGUGGAGACCUGGUCCUGUCUCUGGAGUACCGCCCUGACACGGAGAAGCUGCUGGUCUCUGUGAUUGCGGCCCGGGACAUCCCGGACAAGGCCCGCAGCGGCAUGGACUCGUGGCAGGUGCACAUGGUCCUGCUCCCCUCCAAGAAGCAACGCCACAAGACGGCGGUGCAGAAAGGCUCGCUGCCGCACUUCAACGAAACGUUUCGCUUCUCGCGCCUGGAGGCGUCGGAGCUGCACAUGUCGGCCGUCAGGUUCAGGCUGUACGCGCUCGGCGCCUCCCGGAUGUCCCGCGAGCGGAUGAUGGGUGAGAAGGUGCUGCGUUUAGGUGGGCUGGACCCGGACGGAGGGACCAUGGAGACGACGCUGGUUCUGGAGCCCCGCAACAACCUCAAGAGCGUGGACUCCCAGCUGAGCCUGUCGGCCGUGUCUCAGAGCGACAGCGCCUCGUCCACCCAGUCUCUGACCCACGGCGGCGUCCCCGAGCUGCUGCUGGGUCUCACCUACAACGCCACCACGGGCCGCAUGUCUGUGGAGCUCAUCAAGGGCAGCCACUUCAGAAACCUGGCCAUCAACAGACCACCAGACACCUACGGGCGUCUGACUCUGCUGAACUCGGUGGGGCAGGAGAUCUCUCGCUGUAAGACGUCGGUGCGUCGCGGCCAGCCCAACCCCGUCUACAAGGAGAGCUUCGUCUUCCAGGUGGCGCUGUUCCAGCUGUCAGACGUCACGCUGCUGGUCUCCGUCUACAACCGCCGCAGCAUGAAGCGCAAGGAGAUGGUGGGCUGGGUGGCUCUGGGCCAGAACAGCAGCGGCGAGGAGGAGCAGCUCCACUGGCAGGACAUGAAGGAGAGCCGAGGACAGCAGGUCUGCCGCUGGCACGUCCUGCUGGAGGCGUAACGCCCCCAGGACGAGGGACAACAGGGAAGGGAGUUUUACUUUUCUUAGGAGGGAUUUAUUUGAUCCGCUGACAGAAUGACGCGUGGGGCUUUGAAGGGCGAUGGAUCGAAGGACUUAGCUUUUGUCAGAGCACACUCGCCACCACUGUAACAUCAAACCUGGGCGCGAGGAACAACGGCUUCUGCUUGCGGAGGCCAGCACAAGUUUACACAUAAAUACUUCUGUUGGUGAAUAGAGACAGAAGAAAGCCUUCAACAAGGUUAGUUGAGAUCCAAGACCAUUACCACUACUAUUUCUUUGGCAUGUCAAACCUUUUUAAAAGUGAAGGUUUUCCUGCGGAAAUUCACUUCUUCUCAAUAAAAAGAAAAAAACACGUAGAAGAUCCAUCGGCCUCCAAGAGGAGCUGAGAAUUUGUCCUUCCAGUUGUAGCUUAAAGCUGCUCAGUUGUUAGUCGAGGCCGCUGCAGUUUAGUUUUUCUAGUGAAAUGCUGUGUUAGAAAGCACACACAGAUUAGAGGUGUGUGUGUGUGUGUGUGUGUGUGUUGGUGUGACUUGUUAUUUCUAAAUCUUGCUUUUACUGGCUGGCAAAUGAAUGAAGACGCAAAGGAAACUGCACAGCGAGACGUUGCAGACAGGAACCAGAAAGAUGCAACGUCCUGAAGAUGUAAUAUUGAAAACAUCAUUGUCCCGUCCUCUCAGAAACAAACAAACUGACAGUGGUGGAAACUAGAUGAUAAUGAUGAUGAUGAUGAUGGUAUCAAACCAAUCAGUCCAGUCAGUAAGUAACAUGUGAUUGGUAACGUUUCCCAGUCCUCACAUGUAUCAGCCAUCUGUUUCUUCAAGCACAAGUCAUUCAUCACACAGCACUAAUAUGACUGGAGUGUGUGGUCAUUUGUGGACCUUUUAUGGACAUCAGAGAAUGGGACUCUAGCGUCUCAUGAGUCUGGUUUCCCAUUAGUUUUAAUCUAAUAGAGUCUACACGCUGUAUAACAUAACCCAUCUAACCCUAUCUCCUAGAAACUGCAGCGAUGAGGUUUUUCACCCAUUUGAGCUUGACUGGAGCUCUUUUAAUGCCCUCAUUUCAUUGUGUCCUCUUCUUUUGCAGUGGUUUUAAUGGCACCUGCUGGAGGAUUAGGCCUACAUCCAUCAACUGUUAAACUCAAUGCACCAACUGCAUAUAUUGUCAGUAUUGGAUUGAGAUGUGCAUACAUUUGCAUUUUCCUUUUGCUGAUUUUUAUCUUUCUGAAUUGUGGAUCAGAUUUGAGCUACAGUUGGAUGAAAACCUCACUAGCAUUGGUGUUACCACUGGAGGAUUACGUGGCCAUGAAGUCCUGAGAAGGAAACAAACAGAGUAGAAGUGAAGAUGUUUAAGGAUUCAAGUGGAGGAGGAAGGCGUCUCAUUCAUAUUCUUCCGACCAGUGUGCUACCACAGGCAGGAAGUAGCAGCAGCUGGAGUCUCUUUACCCUGUCGGGGUGAGAGCAUCUCUUCCCUGAAUGAUGUUAUUUGGCCUGGUCUCCAUCUCAUCACAGGGCAAAGCUCAUUUCAACACCCAUCAACGCUGAGCUGACAAAGAGGCUUUAAAUAUCUCGCUGCAGCUGUUAAUAACAUGCAGUGAAUUACCCUGGAAGAGGGUUUUUUUUUCCGGCCCAAAACACACUCGCUCUGUGGUAAUUGGUCGUACCAGCUGUAGAAUGGUGCACGGUGUGAUGACGCUAAUGCCGCUGAGCAUCGUUGAUUCAUAAGGCAGCAGCUCAGCCCGGAAAAGGGGGGAUUACAUUUGUUUGUGUAGACAGAUACUGUAGCUCCAAACCCCUCUGGGGAAGGGGGGGGGGGGUCACACACUGAGAGCAGGAGAUGUGUUUUUCUUCACGCAGGUGACAACCAAGCUCUCUUUAGAAAUGAUGAACUGCUGCUCAGUUUGAUUGGAGGAAGCAAAUAAUUACUCCAAAAAAAAAAACAGAUUGUAUGGGAUUAAGGAGGUGACAGUCUGUAAUUCAUUUUGGAAAGUGAAGCAUAACUAAUGAAUGGAUGCUCAUAUUCAAAUCCUUCAUCGGAAUUAAGGGGGGGGGGGGGGGGGGGGGUUACCCAAAGCACAAAAGAAACCCUGUCCCCACACACCCCCACAGGCAUUAAGCCAUCCAGAGUUUUCAGGGGUUUUGCGCUUCCAUCCAACACAAUGGACGUGAAUGCAAUUUUAGUUUUGCUGCUUAAUGCACUGAAAAAACAUCUUUUAUAUAUAUAUAUAUAUAUAUAUAUAUAUAUAUAAAUGUCAGCAGCCCGGAAGCUUGCUGGUGUUUUUGCAUAAACCUUAGAUGAGACAAAGAUAUAAAAUGUUACGUCCAUUAUAUAUAGUAUAUAUAGUUUGCCAUUGGAGCUUCAUUUUACUCUGUGCUACUAAAUGAAAUAUUCAAAUGUAAGACCAUGUUGGGUUUUUUUAUGCCUGCACCAUAUUUGAGAUGUCUUGUGUAUCAUUUUAUGAACAUGUCAGCAAAGUUUGGACACAUUUGACAUGUUGGAAGAGUUUGUGAUUUCCACUCUGGAAGUCACUUUUGUUGAGUUUAUGAUAUCCAAUAUGGAUGCAAUUUGUUAAGAUAUUAGGGUGUAGACAAAUACGCCGCUGCUGUGGUUAAUGUCUGUUUAGGUCGUUUGAUCUACUUGGCGAGGGUUGAUGGGGUCAGUAUCCGGCUUUUUGGUUUUGCCUAACAGGCUUUGCGGCACAAUAGCCGUGCGCAGUCAUUUUUCUGAAGGUUGUCUUCCUCUCACAGCAGUUAUCUCAGCAACGUCUUUUCCGUCCUGUUUCAGCGCUUCAUCGAAGCUGCUUCCCACCCAAGAAGCCGUGGUUUUGUGGCUGUGCUUUUCCACAAAAAAAAGAAAUGUGUCAUGCAGUGUUUUAUGCACAUUUAGCCAGACAUAUUUGGUAUAUUUGUGAAGAUCGUCGCUAGGGUUUCUAUACAGUACUGUGAGUUUGAACAAAGCUUGCACACACUACAUAGCUUUAUAAAAGAAGGUUAAUUAUGUAGCCCACUUACAUAUAUGUUUUGACAAUCUCUCUAUAAAAUAGAUUUUUCAUUUAAGAACCUACAAUUAUGACAUAUGAUAUAGCUACAAGAUACAAUCAUAUUUAUUGUCCAUUGAAAACAGACAUUAUAAAUCCAUCAUACAAUGGUUGACAAGUACAACCCUGAACCCUUUUUCCAUCAAACUCACCACAUUCAUCAUCAUCAUCAUCAUCAUCAUCAUCUCCACCACCAUAAAGUAAAAGGCUUGAUACAUGUCAGUUUAAAAAUGAACUGUAUUUAUGGCCCAGACUGAUAUAUUUUAUGCAUGUCCAGUUGUUGUACCGAAUCUAUAAUAUCUCAUUUCUAUUUUUGAACAUAGUAAAUGUUUAAUGUUCUUAAUAGUAUUUCCCAGGAUUUCUAUUUGUAUUCAAACGUCAGCAUGCUCAGUUUGGAUUCCAGAUGUGAGACAGAUUGUGCUGCAGAUGUGACCCCGUUGUAAUACUCUGAUGAUGAAGUGCCUGGAACAUUUUUGAGAUGAAACAUAUCUGCCAUCAUAAAAAAGAGAUGAUCCAAAAUUGCAUGAAGCCUUCCCGUUGUUCCCUGUGAACGCUGCCGUAGGACUGCAUGCUAACGGAGGGUGACCCCAGGGCCCAGUGCCCAGGCCUGAACCAGGACGGGGAUCCAAGACCAAGUCAGACCACAUUCAGUCAGGUUCAAGUGAACCAAAGACCAAAGCCAAAUGAAACAUGAAAUACAGCAAAUAAAACAUCUCUUAAACUUGUUAAAAGUUCAUUUUUUCCACACAUAACCAAAUAAGUACUGUCUUUGUACUAAAAUAGCAGAGGCAGUUUUGUCAAUCAUUCCAAAUGAGAAAAAGGAUAGUUAGAUUCUUUUUUUACUACUCGUAAAAACCGCAAGCUGUCAUCUUUACACCUUUAUGCUAAGCUAGGCUAAUCCCCUCCUGGUUCGAGUACAAAAGAAAGCAAACAAGCAUUUCCCAAAAAUGUGGCACUAUGUGUUUGGAUAUGGUGAGCUUAUUUUAAACAUAUACAGUGUAUAUAGUAUGUAACCAUAUGUACAGCCAGUCUGUAUCUUUGGGUAUUUAGAUUUUCCUUUUUAGAAACCAAAAUAAAAGAUUAAGCAUUAGUCGAAAAACUAGUAUUGCUUCUUUGUAAUCCAUUUUCCAAAACAUAUAUCUAAAAUGUACUUGGCUUAGUUAUAAAUAAUAGAAAAAGAACUUUUCUUUCCGGUUGUGUUUCAGGUCUUCUUAGAUCUUCAUUGACAUCCAAAGUGAAACCUGGAACUGUUCUAUAACAGAGAUGAGAGUGUUAGUCCUGCCGACCUGGUCUGGUCUGGUCUGGUCUGGUCUGGUCUGGGCCUUGCAUGCUGAGCCCUUGCAGUACCCAGAAAGCACUUUUUGUACCAAGUUCUGUCGUUGCCAAUAAAAGCCAGAAGAUCCCUACUGUGGGAACGUCUGUC